Molecule: messenger RNA, 3264 nt
Organism: Leptopilina heterotoma
Lineage: Eukaryota; Metazoa; Arthropoda; Insecta; Hymenoptera; Figitidae
Product: cytosolic 10-formyltetrahydrofolate dehydrogenase
Exons: 9
Coding region: 316-3021 (901 amino acids)
Biological process (GO): one-carbon metabolic process; 10-formyltetrahydrofolate catabolic process; biosynthetic process
Cellular component (GO): cytoplasm
Molecular function (GO): aldehyde dehydrogenase (NAD+) activity; formyltetrahydrofolate dehydrogenase activity
Source: RefSeq, a predicted model, not a curated record
UCCUUCAGUUCAGUAAACUCGUCGGUGGUUAGAUAGUGUGUGAGAGAUUUAAUCUAUAUAAGAAACAAGUGUUUCUCUUCAAACUAGAAUAUUUAUUAUUUAUAUAGUGAGAGUUAAACAGAAAGUGAAGGAAAGUGAUCAAAUUUUCAUUUCAAGACGGUGUCAAAAAAAAAAAAAAUAUUUUUUUCUACAAAUUCAAAUGUUGUCAAUAAAUAGAGUUAUUUUCUAUCAACGUUCAUUUUUCUCAAAUUCCCUUUUUUAAGGAUCUGCAGAAGUGUAACGGUAGCUCUCUAUUUCUAAUAGGAUUAGGCAGUGAUGGCAAAAUUAAAAGUUGCAAUAAUUGGACAGAGCAAUUUUGCAGCUGAGGUGUAUAAAUCUUUAAAGCAAGAUGGUCAUCACAUCACGGGAGUCUUUACAAUUCCUGAUAAAGGAAAUCGAGAAGAUCCACUAGCGAGUACAGCAAAAGAAGACGAUGUGCCUGUUUUCAAAAUCAAAGCCUGGAGAAGUAAAGGCAAAACUCUUCCGGAAAUACUCAAUAUUUACAAGGAAAUUGAAGUCGAUUUAAAUGUUUUGCCAUUUUGCACUCAAUUCAUACCAAUGGAGGUGAUAAAUCAUCCGAAACAUCAAAGUAUUUGCUAUCAUCCAUCAAUUUUGCCGAGACAUCGUGGCGCCAGUGCAAUUAGUUGGACUCUCAUUAAUGGCGACAAAGUUGCGGGUCUCUCGAUCUUUUGGGCGGACGAUGGUCUCGACACGGGACCGGUUUUACUGCAAAAAACCUGCCCAGUAAAUCCAAAUGAUACCUUAGAUAGUUUGUACAACAAUUUUUUGUAUCCCGAAGGAAUAAAAGCAGUGGCCGAAGCAGUAAAGCUCGUUUCCCUGGGAAAAGCUCCCAAGAUUCCUCAAACCGAAGAAGGUGCAACUUACGAUCCAAUUUUAACUAAACACGAACUCCAAAGAUUAGAUUUUACUGGGAAAUCAGCGGAAGAUGUGCAUAAUUUUAUAAGAGGUCUGGACAGUGCAUUCGGCGCUUGGACUCUAAUUAAUGGUGAAGAAAUUCGUCUCUAUGGCAGUAGAAUUUGGGAUAGAAAAAAAUUACCCGAAGGUGAUAAUGUUGAUGUCGACGGUCACAUUGGAAUUGUUCACGAAGAUGGUCUCCUUAUAAAAAUCAAUGAAGAGAAUUGUAUCAAUAUCGAAAGACUCAAAAUUGGCAACAGAACAAUUAUCGCCAGUAAAUUUGGCAAACAUUCGGAAAAAAAUCAAAUUAUCGAAUACACAGGAGAGGAAAAUGAGAAAAUUGAUACGGUUCGAAGUAUUUGGGAAAGUAUUCUCAAAAUGGAGGUUUAUGAGGAUACCGACUUUUUUGCCAGUGGAGCGGGAAGUAUGGACGUUGUGAGACUUGUAGAAGAAGUGAAGGACUCUAUCGGAAUAUGUCUUCAAAAUACAGACGUUUUUAUGGCGCCGAUUUUCAGUGAAUUCGCGAGGACAAUGGUAUUGAAGGGACGUGGCGAUUCAACGCAAUUGGAAAUUAAAUACGAUCCAGUCGAAUUGAGAGCGAAUAAUAAGGAUUUAAAAUUCCCGAGACAAUUGUUCAUUGACGGACAAUUUGUCAACGGUCACGGGAAGCCGAUCGAGACAAUAAAUCCCCACGAUGAGAGUCUCAUUUGUUCCGUUGAAUCGGCAUCGCCCGAAGAUGUUGAUCAUGCCGUGAUUGCGGCAAAACGCGCCUUCGACGAGGGCGAAUGGAGUAAAAUCAGCGCCAGAGAAAGAGGAACACUUCUCUUCAGACUCGCCGACUUGAUGGAGGAACACAAGGAAGAAUUGGCAACAAUCGAGAGCAUUGAUUCGGGAGCAGUUUACACAUUGGCUCUAAAAACCCACGUUGGCAUGUCAAUAGAGACUUGGCGAUAUUUUGCCGGUUGGUGCGAUAAAAUUCAAGGAUCGACAAUACCAAUUUCUCAUGCGCGACCAAAUAGAAAUUUAACGAUAACAAGAAAGGAGCCAAUUGGCGUUUGUGCAUUGAUAACGCCUUGGAAUUAUCCUCUGAUGAUGCUCUCGUGGAAAAUGGCAGCAUGUUUGGCAGCUGGAAAUACUGUUAUCAUGAAACCGGCGCAAACUUCACCAUUGACGGCAUUGAAAUUUGCUGAACUCGCUGCCAAAGCUGGUAUUCCUUCUGGUGUUAUUAAUAUUAUUCCCGGCAGUGGUUCAAUCACUGGCAAUUCAUUGGCAAAUCAUCCAAUGGUGAGAAAAUUGGGAUUCACUGGCUCUACGGAAAUUGGUCAAGUUAUUAUGAGAUCGUGCGCUGAUAGUAAUUUGAAGAAAGUCUCACUUGAAUUGGGUGGGAAAAGUCCUUUGGUGAUAUUUGAGGAUACGGAUUUAGCGCAUGCGGUUCGCGUUGCAAUGAGCAGUGUUUUCUUUAAUAAGGGAGAAAAUUGCAUCGCUGCAGGUCGACUCUUCGUGGAGGAAUCAAUCCACGACGAGUUUCUCAAGAAAGUUGUCGAGGAAACGAAGAAAUUAACAAUUGGCAAUCCACUGGAUCGUGGCACAGCUCAUGGUCCACAGAAUCACAAGGCUCAUCUCAUGAAAUUAAUUGAAUUCACAAAGAAAGGCGUUGAGGAUGGUGCUCGCCUUGUUUACGGUGGAAGUAAAUUAGACUGUCCAGGUUUUUAUUUUCAGCCGACAAUAUUCACAGACGUCACGGACGAUAUGUUUAUUGCAAGAGACGAAUCCUUUGGUCCAAUAAUGGUAAUUUCCAAAUUCAAUUCAAAGGAUCUUGAUCGUGUGGUGGCGCGGGCAAAUUCAACGGAAUAUGGCCUUGCAGCUGGUGUUCUCACAAAGGAUAUUACACGUGCUUUACGUUUUGCCGAAAAGGUCGAGGCAGGCACUGUCUUCGUCAAUACAUACAACAAAACAGAUGUUGCCGCUCCAUUCGGCGGUUGCAAGAAAUCAGGUUUUGGCAAAGAUUUGGGACAGGAGGCUCUCAAUGAAUAUCUGAAAACAAAAACCAUCACUAUUGAGUAUUGAUUUCUUUACCUUUCGAAUUAUUCUCAUAAACGAACAAUUGCUAAUUAAUUUCCAAAAGUUGAUAAUGCGACAAAAUUAAUAUUUUUCUUUAUCUAUUUUUGUUCUGCAAUUUGAUACAUUUAUAAUUUGAAAAUUAAGAUCCAAUUCUUUCUACUUUUAGGAAUUUUCAAAUUCUCUCGAAUGUCACAUUAUUUCAAAGUCAAUUUUUUAUUACUGGAUAGAAAAUUUUUCAACUGUUUUAUU